This is a messenger RNA of Oncorhynchus keta (chum salmon), 722 nucleotides long. RefSeq names its product transient receptor potential cation channel subfamily M member 1-like. The record is from RefSeq and is a predicted model, not a curated record. Lineage: Eukaryota; Metazoa; Chordata; Actinopteri; Salmoniformes; Salmonidae. Gene Ontology annotation, biological process: calcium ion transport into cytosol. The coding region runs from base 99 to 722 and encodes 207 amino acids. Gene Ontology annotation, molecular function: calcium channel activity. The transcript has 6 exons.
UAUUGACUGAAUCCCUGAAAAAAAGAGUUGACCUUUGACCCUUUACACAUGUCUUUGUUGUUGUUCUUUCAUGGGCCUGUUAGAUCACUGUGUUUCGUAUGGGCUCAGAGGGCCAGCAGGAUAUCGAGAUGUCCAUACUGACAGCCUUGCUCAAAGGCACCAAUGCCUCUGCCCCUGACCAGCUGAGUCUAGCCCUGGCCUGGAACAGAGUGGACAUCGCUAGGAGCCAGAUCUUCGUCUACGGUCACCACUGGCCCAUGAGUGGCAGCGUGAACUCUCUGGAGCAGGCCAUGAUGGAUGCCCUGGUGCUGGACAGGGUGGACUUCGUCAAGCUGCUGAUAGAGAACGGUGUCAACAUCCACCACUUCCUCACCAUCCCUCGUCUGGAGGAACUCUACAACACGAGGCUGGGCCCAACGAAUACACUGCACUUUGUAGUGAGAGACGUUAAAAAGGGAAAUCUUCCACCGGAUUACCAGAUCACCUUGAUCGAUAUCGGAUUGGUCCUGGAGUUCCUGAUGGGCGGGGCCUAUCGUUGUAACUACACCAGGAAACAGUUCCGCACCCUCUACAACAACCUCUACGGUUUAAAAAGAGACGGCGAGCAUGGAGGAAAAGGCAACAGUAAAGGGAAGAAGAAGAAGAAGAAGAAAGAGGAAAGAUCGACAUCGAUGUGGACGACCCGGAGGUCAGCCGCUUCCAGUACCCGUUCCAUGAGCUGA